Messenger RNA from Perca fluviatilis (European perch), 3366 nucleotides. RefSeq names its product chromobox homolog 4 (Pc class homolog, Drosophila) (gene cbx4). Lineage: Eukaryota; Metazoa; Chordata; Actinopteri; Perciformes; Percidae. The record is from RefSeq and is a predicted model, not a curated record. The transcript is spliced from 11 exons. Bases 271 to 3210 code for a protein of 979 amino acids. Gene Ontology annotation, biological process: negative regulation of DNA-templated transcription.
AAAGAGCUGCUCGCAGCCGCACUGUGAAUAUCUGUAUAUGCUCAUAGACAGGACUGUGGAGUGUGCAAAGGAGGGAGAGAGAGAGAGAGAGAGAGAGAGAGAGAGAGAGAGAGAGAGAGAGAGAGCGAGGAGGAGAGGUGGAGGGAAUACAGUUUGGAUACAACUGGAAAACUACCAAGCGCGCACUGCACGUACCGAGCGGAAGGCACAUCGACGGUGCGUAGCCAACAUUACCUACCCCCCGUCCCCUGCGAUCAGAUUCAGGCGAGAAUGGAGCUCCCUGCCGCCGGAGAGCACGUCUUUGCGGUGGAGGGCAUUGAAAAGAAGCGCAUCCGCAAGGGCAAGAUCGAGUACCUGGUCAAGUGGCGAGGCUGGUCUCCCAAAUACAACACAUGGGAACCAGAGGAAAACAUCCUUGACCCGCGUCUCCUCGUCGCCUUUCAACACAGAGAGAGUCAGGAGCAGCUGAUGGGAUAUCGCAAACGGGGGCCAAAACCAAAACAUCUUUUACUCCAGGUACCCUCAUUUGCCAGAAGAUCCUGUAUCCCUGCAGGUUUUGAGGAAUCAUCUCAGGAUGCAGAGGUUAGCGUCAAGUCCGAUCCUGUCCCGGUCCAGCGUCCUCAGCCUCAACAGUACCAGCUCAACAGCAAGAAGCACCAUCAGUACCAGCCCAGCAGCCAGGAGGUCCCUGCUGACCAGCCAACCAAUGGCAAGAAGAAGUUCAUCUACCAGCUCAACAGUAAGAAGCACCACCACUAUGAGCCGGACCCGAACAUGUAUGACGCUCAGCCUUCCAGGCUCAAAGAGGUGGUCAAAGUUCAGGAACUGGCCAGUAAACCGGCAAAUCCUGGCUGGAACUUACCGCUGGCCCUGCAGCAGAAAUGGGUUCGAGACAAAGACACAGGCUGCUUGAGCAAAGUCAAAGAAUUGGCAGUGGAGGUGAGGAAACCAGCUGUUAAAGACACUAAAAGUGAACAAGCCCUUAAACCCAAUCCUAAGCAGGCAACCUUGCCUAGCGCUAUUAGCAGCAAAAUGAAGAUAAUCAAGAACAAAAACAAGAAUGGACGUAUUGUUAUUGUCAUGAGCAAAUAUAUGGACGGCAACAAGGUUCAUGGAGCAAAGGGUAAACACGGGGAAUCAUCGAGCGAAGUGAAACACCAAAACACCAAACCUCUAGAGAACAAUCCAGCACACACAACCAAAAUGAUGGAGCACCCGGAGAACGGUAUCCCCAAAGAGCUCUGUAACGGCAGCUCCCUCCCUGCCGCAGAGCAUCCUUUAAAGUGUUCCCCAAAGGACAGACAUUUCUCCAAACCCUCGCCAAGCACAGCAGAGGAAUACAACACCGAAGUGGCUCGCGGUCAGGCCGAUUUACCGGAUGAUCUACCCCUUCAGUUGACCGCUAGCUCGCCCCUGACAUCCUGGGCUGUUGACACCAACAUCGCGACCCCUACAUCCGUCGACCAGAUCAGGAUCCCUUCUUUCCCCAACGACCGCAAGCGAAAGCUAUCAGAUCAUGUUGAGGAUAGGAGUGUCUCCAAAACCUACCUGACUUCAAGAAGCUUCAGUGUCCCCAGCACUGUAGUCAUGCCAACUCAGGACAAACCUAUGGACCUCCACUGUAGCGGCCCACGCCACAGCAGCACAUGUACAUAUGAGGUUGUGGACUCUGGCAGCCAAGAGGAGCCGAUGGACCUGAGCUGCCCAAAGACUAAGAAGCAGGUGGAGCUGGAAAUACAGCCGGAGCCUGAGCUUGUUGUCACAAACGCACCUCCUGUGACAGAAGACACACAGAAAUCCACAGAGAAAUCUAAAGAAGCACCUGUUGAAAAAACCUCCCCUUUUAUGGGAAAUAUCAUAAUCACUGACAUCACAACAAACAGUCUCACCGUCACCUUCAAGGAAUAUGUUUCUGGGGGGUCCGUGGACCGCUCUGACUUUGAUUGUCCCACUGUGCCAGACAUUCCUGUACAGCAGCCAGAGCAGCGGGACUCCGCCCCUUCACUCAGAAACCCGGAGCACGUAGCAACAACCGAGUCAAUGUGCUCCACCACGAUCCGUCCUACCGACUGCGGUGCCUGGCAACAGAAAAAAGACGUGAUGACGUCCUCUCCAGAUUGCAUCAUGGAGCUCUCGGCUGUUGGUGAGAGCGUCUUCGCAGCCGAGUCUAUCAUUAAACGGCGGAUCAGACGGGGUCGCUGGGAAUAUCUCGUGAAAUGGAAGGGCUGGUCUCAGAAGUACAGCACUUGGGAGCCGGAGGAAAACAUUCUGGAUGCACGUCUCUUCGCUGCCUUCGAGGAGAGGGAGCGCGAAAGGGAGCUGUUCGGGCCGAAGAAGAGGGGUCCCAAACCUGAGACAUUUCUCUUGAAGGCCAAAGCUAAAGAAAAGGCGUAUGAAUUUAGAAGAGAGGCUCCCAGGGGGAUCCAGGUUUCCUAUCCCAUCCCGGAGCCUGUCAUAACACCGAGGGCCCGGGAGGGUUUACGCGCCGUGGUUCCCACAAUCUUCCCACCGAGCGCGGUCAACAGAGGGGAAAGUGUCCACAUCCGACCACCAGAGCCAGAGAGGAGGCCCAGACCGACUCCAACAGCUUCUCUGACAGCCCAAGAAGCCGUCCGGUUCCCCAAAAAGAGAGGGCGCAAACCCAAGCUGCAGUUACAUUAUGAGAAAGAUCAUGAAGGCAGCUCAGCAGAGCCGGACACCAAACGGAGCAGGUCACUGGAGGAGCCGGUGUCACACGGUUUGUCCAACAUGUCCCGACGCUUGUUUCAUCACGGAGAGACAUCAGAUCACAGCCUCAUCCAGCUGACUAGGAGGUUUCAGGAGAAGACCACGAUAACACCCAAACACAGCCGCGAGCAGAGACACGCAGGGUUGUCUUACAGCUGCGCAUUCAGUCCAGAUGUGCUGAAAAGUGAUCAGGGGGGAGACAGGACUCAGUGUUUGAGCAGGAUGUCUAUUCCUCGGCCCAGCAGCUCUGCAGAACACCACAGACAUCAGGUGAAAGAGUGCUGUCUGCCCCGGGAACAACCGGCUGUCAUCUCCACACAGUCCGAGUCCAUCCAUGAUCAGUCCACGCGACCAGCCUCGUCCUGGACCCCCAGUUACACCAACCUGGACACUGUGACCGUGACAGAUGUCACCAUGAACUUUUUGACAGUAACCGUGAGAGAGAGCAGAACGGAGAAAGGCUUUUUCAGAGAGAAAAGAUGAGUAUGCUUCGGAUAUAGGUCAGAAGAGGCUAAUAUGCGUAAAUAAUUGUUUAAGAAGCUAACUAACAAGCCUACUGUAAUACUAUAUUUUUUUCUAUACUUUCAAACGUGUGCAUACAGAUAUUUAAUAUGCUGAAAAUAAAAAAAAUGAAAGUGA